This is a messenger RNA of Rattus rattus (black rat), 2174 nucleotides long. RefSeq names its product coiled-coil domain containing 126 (gene Ccdc126). The record is from RefSeq and is a predicted model, not a curated record. NCBI's taxonomy places the organism in Eukaryota, Metazoa, Chordata, Mammalia, Rodentia, Muridae. The transcript is spliced from 2 exons. Bases 156 to 578 code for a protein of 140 amino acids.
UUACAGCUGCGUGAGAGCAGACACAGCCCUGCCGAAGAUGGGCAGACAGCAGUAGACGGCUGCUCCUCCUCUCUCCCAAGAGACUCUAUCAUUUGGUGUCCUCUUGUUUCCCGUUACUGCUCCUUGAUCAGGUCUGUUUGCAUCCUUCAUCAGACAUGUUCCGUACAAUCUCAAGGAAAAACAUGUCCCAGAAGCUGAGCUUCCUCUUGCUGGUGUUCGGACUCAUCUGGGGGCUGAUGCUGCUUCACUACACUUUGCAGCAGCCACAGCGGCAGAGCAGCGUCAAGCUUCGAGAGCAGAUCCUGGAUUUAAGCAAGAGAUACGUGAAAGCUCUGGCGGAGGAGAGCAGGAGCACGGCGGACGGGGAUGGGGGUGUGUCCAUGGCAGGCUAUGCCGAUCUGAAGAGAACAAUCGCAGUCCUCUUAGACGACAUUUUGCAGCGCUUGGUGAAGCUGGAGAGCAAGGUCGACUAUAUUGUUGUGAAUGGUUCAGCAACCAACACUACCAAUGGCACUAAUGGGAAUUUGGUGCCGGUAACAACCAACAAAAGGACGAGUGUUUCGGGCAGCGUCAGAUAGCAACGAAGGCCACCUUGCAAGGCAACACCACUGUGGAUUACAUCCUUCGCAGGACACCUCUUAAACUGCUGCCUAGGACAGAGUAAUACUUGACAAUAAGAGCUCUCCACAUUUCCAAGGAGCUUGCUGGAUUCAUAGGAUGCUAAUUCUGUGUAUAUAACCGCAGGCAUUAUUAGUUUGCUUUGACACAAAGCUCUUUAAUGCAGUUCAGUAUACUUAACAGGAAUUCGGUAACAAGGUGGAUACGGUAAGCAGGGAGGUCAUCUCUGUACAGAGAUCAAGAAACAAAAGCACCAGAAAGACAUGGAGUCCUUUCUAUAAAUACUUAUUUAAACAUGUCUGUCAGAUAAGUGGACGAUAACGUUUGACUCAUCCUGUCUCCUGCCCUCAGCAAUAUCCCUGUGAGGAGAGAACACGCUUACUUCCAGAGCUAUAUUUUGUUACUCAGAUUAUGAGCAGAGAGAGGAAGUCAUGUUGAAAAUCAUGGUUUGAAAUUGACCCAAAGAAUGUCUUCAUUUGCACUAUCCUUCAAAAUAACGGAAGGCUAAUUGUAUAUUUUUAAAAAUAGCAGUUGUAAGAAUGUAGUUUUGAGAUGGGUAGCAGCCACUGUCCAUAGCUAAGCAUCGGAGACAAUUUAAAAGAAAUGAGAGUAAUCGCUAACCUCAUACUGUAAAAGUUCCUACAUAUAUUCUGCAGAAUAAUACAUAUUUUUAUGAUGAAAUACAAAUGUGCAUGAUUUUUCACAAUCAUGGUUGUUGAUUUGAUAGUAAAUCUCAGUGUCAUAUGUCUGUAGCCAUGGAACUCAGGAGGCUGGGGCAGGAGAGCUGAGAGCUCAGUGCCAGCCUGGCCAACAGAGCAGAUGCUAUGUAAAAACCAUUCACCGUUUCUCCUACUAGGAACCUACAUCGUUUCCAUAUUUUGGUAAAUGUUCUUUGGUUAUUUUGGUGGAGGAAGGAAAGGACUUGAGGACUUUAGCCAGAUGUAUAUAAUAAAUGUUAUUUGUGCUGCACAAAACUGCUUGGAAAAUUAAUGUGAGUUGAUGUUAUUUAAGAGUAUCCUGUGUUAGGAAAUGUCAGAUUAGCUAUUCCUUUUGUAUAAUGACCACUUUACAAAAUUAAGAACAUUAAAAUAUAAAUUAUGAAGAUUGUUUAUCUUUUUAGAGAAACAGCUACUGUAUACAGCACAAGAAAUCUUGACUUGGUUAAUUCUAGAAUGGAAUAAAACAUGUCUUUAUUUAAAUAGCCUUUGUAGCAAGUCCAGUUGCUAUAUAGUAUUCUAUAUUUCGUAGUAUUUAUUCUAUAUAAUAACUGCUUACGUGCAGCUAGACUCUAGAUUUAGACUAAAUUGAAUUUAGUUUUUGAUAUUUUUCAUUAUUAUAAUGCUACCACAAAAGUAGCAGUGAUUGUAAUAUUUUGUUAAAAUAAGUAUAAGAAAUAUAUUGUUUCAUGAAAGGAAACUUUCUGAAAUGUCUUCCCUGUACCUUUAUGAGAAGAAAUGAUGUCCCAUUGCCAGGUAGAUUCUGCAGUACUGUUCAGUCUCUGCGUCCUGAGCAUCUGAUUUCAUGGAUGAAAUAAAAUAUAUUGUUUGUAUUCACAA